UUUGGUUUUUAGGACAAAGUGAUUCAUCUCUUACUGGUUGAUAAAUUGCUCAACUCUGCUCAGGAUCAAGAUGACCAAGUUUCUGAACAUUUGCUUUUAACUGCUAUAACAUCUUUUGCUCAAGCCGAAAAUUUCUUAGCAAAGUUUCGUUGCCACAAACCUUUGCUUCCGGAGAUAGAUGACUUGAUGUGUAAAACUGCUGAUGACCUUCGUCCAACAUUAGAUAUUGAUCAUAUGCAGAAUAUCCUUCAAGAUGUACUUAUUAAGUGUUGGGAAAAGCUCCUUAAGAAACACUCACCAACGCUGCAGAUGGAUACAAGAUUUCAAGAUCUUCUUUUCAGAGCUUUGGAAUAUUAUAUUAUUGGAAGACUUCAUGAAACGCUAUGGUGGCUUGUUUGUGGAAGAUGCCAAGUAGUUGAUCAGAUAGUUAAAGCAAGAUUGUCUCACCUGCGACAUGCAAAUUUGUCACCCAUGCAGCUUGGUGUACCAGCUCAAUACCACACACCACUUCCGGCAGCUGUUGUGGAACUUGCAUCAUUAGCUAGUAUUGAGAGUGCCAUUGGCCGACUGCAGUGUGUUAGUGCUACCACAGAACUCAUCCAAGCUCAGGCAAAAGAAGCUUGUCUUACCCUUCAUCAGUACAAAGACCAAGAUGGGGAACCAGAAUUAACCAUGACACGUGAGGAGCUGGUGGCACUUCUAGCAACUGUUGUGGUUCAGGCACAGUGCUCCAAUUUGGUUGCCAAUAUCUACUACAUGACUCAUUUUGUGUUUUCUGUUACUGAGGAUGACCCACUCUGGCAAUGCCUUGGGCUCUUGCGACAGACGUUGGAAAAUAUUAUGAAGCUGGAUGUUGCUCGAUUACCACCUGUCACACAAACCUUGCGUAAAGAGCUCUCUCUUCAGGACUUGAUGCAGGUCAGCCAUGAAAUUGAAUCACGAUUUGAAAAUAAAGGAUCAAGCCGCAGUAUAGGAGACAUUACAGCACUAGAUUUGCAGCUUCAUCAGUUAACACAGCAGAUUCAGCUGUCAACACAAGCACUAUCAGAAACCCAGCUUACUGACAGGAAUUCACCUAGCCGUAGAUCUGAUCGUAUGAGCAUGUCACCUUCACAGGAUAGCACAAGGUCUCAGAGUUUCAGAGUAACCUUUGGUAUGCUCCAGAGGCAUUUACUGGACUCUGUUGUCUCAGUUACAGUUAGUGUGUGGUUUUUGGAGGAGGCUGCACUGAUCUGUGAAUUGGGGAGUGCCAUUGUCUCCAAUGGAUCAUGCAAACUUCUACCUCACCACUUUCACACCAGAAAUGUUUGUAACAGAGAUGGUAUUUUGGGCGAUGUGUGUAAGCCUGGUGUAAGUAUGGAGGUGUGA
Messenger RNA from Macrobrachium nipponense, 1368 nucleotides. RefSeq lists its product as uncharacterized. Gene Ontology annotation, cellular component: transport vesicle; early endosome; tubular endosome. Gene Ontology annotation, biological process: early endosome to late endosome transport. The record is from RefSeq and is a predicted model, not a curated record. The coding region runs from base 187 to 1368 and encodes 393 amino acids. NCBI's taxonomy places the organism in Eukaryota, Metazoa, Arthropoda, Malacostraca, Decapoda, Palaemonidae. Gene Ontology annotation, molecular function: guanyl-nucleotide exchange factor activity; SNARE binding. The transcript is spliced from 8 exons.